Messenger RNA from Microcebus murinus (gray mouse lemur), 1303 nucleotides. RefSeq names its product 1-acylglycerol-3-phosphate O-acyltransferase 2 (gene AGPAT2). Lineage: Eukaryota; Metazoa; Chordata; Mammalia; Primates; Cheirogaleidae. Gene Ontology annotation, biological process: phosphatidic acid biosynthetic process. Gene Ontology annotation, cellular component: membrane; endoplasmic reticulum. Gene Ontology annotation, molecular function: 1-acylglycerol-3-phosphate O-acyltransferase activity. The record is from RefSeq and is a predicted model, not a curated record.
GCUGCGCGUGGCUCGGCCGUCUGCCUGCUGCGCCACGGCGGCCGGACGGUGGACAACAUGAGCAUCAUCAGCUGGUUCGUGCGAGGCUUCAAGUACGUGUACGGGCUGCGCUUCAAGGUGAACGGCCGGCAGAAGCUGGAGGUGGACCAGCCCUGUGUCAUCGUCUCCAACCACCAGAGCAUCCUGGACAUGAUGGGCCUCAUGGAGAUCCUGCCCAAGCGCUGCGUGCAGAUCGCCAAGCGGGAGCUGCUCUUCCUGGGCCCGGUGGGCCUCAUCAUGUACCUGGGGGGCGUCUACUUCAUCAACCGGCAGCGCUCCAGCACCGCCAUGACCGUGAUGGCCGACCUGGGCGAGCGCAUGAUCAGGGAGAACCUCAAGGUGUGGAUCUACCCCGAGGGCACGCGCAACAACAAUGGGGACCUGCUGCCUUUUAAGAAGGGCGCCUUCUACCUGGCGGUCCAGGCCCAGGUGCCCAUCGUGCCCGUGGUCUACUCCUCCUUCUCCUCUUUCUAUGACACCAGGACGAAGCUCUUCACCUCAGGGACAAUCACGGUGCAGGUGCUGGACGCCAUCCCCACCAGCGGCCUCACGGAGGCGGACAUCCCCACGCUCGUGGACACCUGCUACCAGGCCAUGAGGAGCACCUUCCUGCACAUAUCCAAGCUGCCCCAGGAGAACGGGGCCGCCGCAGGGCCCGCUGUCCAGCCAGCCCAGUAGCCUGGGUCGUGGGGCGGGGCAGGACCUGGAGAGGGUGGGCGGGCAGAAGGCGGCUGGAGGACGCACAGGGACCCUUGCCCAUGCUGCCAAAUAUCACUGUGUCUGGCUCCCCGGCUCCCCCGGCUCUCAUUCGGGCCCUGGAAGCAGGAAGCCCCUUCUUCCGCUGACCUCAGACCCAGGCUCUCCACGUCCCCUCCAGGAGAACCAGCCGGACCCUCCCGGGCUCUGAGGCGGGGACUCGCCCACCGUGUACCUCCAGGGUCUGGGAUGAUGCAAAACCAGGCCUGAGGCUGUGGCCUGCAGGUGGGCUGAGAGGUCCUCAGGACAGCCCAGUGGCCCUGGGGACAGCCGGGGUGCCCGGGUCUGGCUGCCCAGGGCCCGCCAGGGGCAGAGUUGGGUUCUAGGUCCGUGCUGUGGCCUGCAUCAGGCCCUCAGGGAGAGGAAGGGGCUCGGGGGGUCAGGACUCCCGGCCGCAUGCACCCUGGACCACAGGGAGCCGGAAAGCGGGGUCUGCUGUUGCCCCGGCCCCGAGGACCUGCGGGUCAGUGUUGCACUUGCUAUUUUUGUAAAGGAACCUUGGAAGUAA